UUUAAGGGAGUAGGGUUUGCCAUGGGUCAAUGGGCGUUUAUUGUACCCACUUUAAGAUAUUUGCUAUGUAAACAAUGCAUUUAAACAAUGAACAUGUUAUCCGUUAACGUGUUUGUCUUUAACAAAUCUUGACUGUAUCGGACGGGGUAUUUAAUAAUAGUAUUUCAUGUGUGGGUUCCUCAUGAUCGCAUCCCAGGGCAUACACUGUAUUUAACUGACAUACAGUAAAAGAUGUUUAUCUUAUACUGUAGCAGUCGGUAGGUCCAUUUAUAUUUCAAGAGAGUCACUGAGGGAAACACAGGAUUAACAUAUAGAACACUUCAGUUCAACACUAUUGUACAUUGGCAGUAUCAUUAAAAAAUCUCAAUGGGUUCUAAAUCUUGAAGACGCGUGCCAUGGCAUGAACAUUCCAUUAUAAGUGAGACAUAAAUGGAACUGUGUUAAAAUUUAUCUGUUAUCGUUGUGACAUCAAAACUGUGAAUGAUGUCACGGUCCGUGAUUCCUCCAUUGUCGUGUCCGCCUGGUGUGUCAUCCCAGCAGACUAUAGAUGUUUUGGAGGACAGACUUUCUGCUGCCGAGCAGGAGACAAUGGAAUUGAUUGAUCAUCUGUCAGGCAUGGGUUUUGGUCAGCAUGUCCAUCCUGCUGAGCGGGACACAGACAGCCAGGACAUUAAGAUGAAGGAACCGAUCGCACCGUACAAAGCAAGAAUUGCAGAUGUUGACGUUUUACAAGACAGCUAUGAAACCUUGGUUUCAAGGGUUUGCAAAACUGAAAGUGCCAUACAGACAUUGAAGUUAAAUUUAGUAAAUAUUCAGGGCCAGCAGGAUUUGAAUCCAAAACUACAUGACCAAACAGAGGAUAAAUAUCAAUUGUUGAAAGAGGCUUGUGAAAAUGAACUUGGAAAAUUACAACGUGAAACAGAAGAUUUACAAGAGGAGCUAAAGCAGGAGUUUGAUUCCAGAAGAAAGGCACAGGAUGAAGUGAAAGAACUCCGACUGGCAUUGGAGGAGGCAACUACCACUAGAGCUGAGGCUGCAGUAUCAGCAGAAGAGAUGCUGACAGGCAAACAGAAGAUGGAGAGAAAGAUGUCAGAAGUUAAGGAAGAGUUGGAAAGAGAGAAGAGUAUUCGCAGCAGUCUUGAAGAGUCCCACAAUACCUUACUAGGACGAGUGCGGGAGAUGGAAAAUAUGGUCGAAUCUGAACGGAAGGAGGUGAAAUCUUUAACAACUGACUGUACAAAUCUACGCAACGAUGCCCUACGAGUCCGAGAAGAAUUACGCCAAGAACAGAAUCGAGCAGAUAUGGCUGAAACUGGAUUUGUUCAGACUAUGGAGGAACUAGAGCGUUUGAAAAAGUCUCAUAGUUCAGCGGAAUCUGACCGACAGUUACUGGUGACGGAGUUGAGUCGACUACGGACACAAUAUGAGGAUCUCAUCAAGCAACUGGAACAGACACAAGUUAUCGUUGACCAACAAAAGAUUGGUAACAAGGAACUCGCGGAGAAAACCGAACAUCUUAACACAAUCGUACGGACACACCAAGAGGAAAAGGAUAGACUGCGAAGUAUGCAUGCUAAGGAGCUUGAAGCCGAAAGAUCACGAUUAGCUGAGAAACAGUCAGUAGAAGACGAAGCAUUGGAAUAUAAACUCAAAUUCAACGAGGCUGAUGCUCAGAACCAAGGACAGAAGAAAAAGAUAUCUGUGCUAGAGAAAGAGCUUGCCGCUAUGACAAAGAAAACAAAGGCCAGGGAUGAUGAGUAUACUGAUGCAGCAGACCAUCUCCAGAAGGAACUUAGGUCCCUCCAACUCCAACUAGAGAUAUUACAGAAGGAGAAAGAUCGAGCCACCAAGGACAAAGAAAACCUCUUAGAGGAGGUAAAUCAAACUGUGGAUGGUAUGGUAGAGGAAAGGUCAAAACUUCAGGGAGAAGUACAACAAGCCAAGAUGGAGCUAGAAGCCACAUCUCGAUCAAAACGUCAACUUCAGGUAGAGAACACUACGUUACUGGAGAGAGUUGCUGGCUACGAAACACACAAGACUGCCAGUACUAAGAUUGAAGAUACCAUGAAGGAUAUGAUGGAACAGAAAAACAAACUGGCGUAUGAUAAUGGCCGUCUCCAGUCACAGGUGUCACAGCUGACCGCACAACUGGACGUCCUGUCAGGCUCACAAACGGAGAUCUCUCAGUAUCGUAAACUAAAUCAAGAACUCCAAAAGAAAUUUGAUAAGGCCCAGAAAGAAAUAAGCGAGUUGAAGGUUCGAGUCCAUGCUCAGGAGAGUCAGCUGAUGAUGUCACAGGGAAGUCUGGAGUCGCGUGAACGUGAUUUCCUGGAGCUGCGUGUGGCUAGAGAUCAGGCUAUCCGUGAGAAAGAACGCCUUUUAAAUCAGUUACAUGAUCUAGAUCAGAGAGAAAAACCACAGGUUGAGGGUUUACAGAAAAAUCUGAAGGAUGCCAAGUCCGUGAACAAGGAAAUUGGAAGCACGCUGGAAGCUGUGAUGUCAUCGCACUCUCAGCUACAGACUGUCGUGGAGGACCUACAAAUACAGCUUGGCAAGAAAGAUACUCAGAUCACUCAGCUGAAGAUGAACAAAAACAAGAAAGAAGAGGACUGGAAAAUGGAGCUACGUCUCUUUGAGGAGAGAAUGGAGAAUCUUCGAGAGGAACUCCGGAAGGAGCGCGAGAAAUCAUACAAAAAAACAAGUCGUGAUAUUGCUGAAAUAAAGAAGCAAAAUGACAAUCUACAGAAUAGAAACAUGGAGUUAGUGAAGACGAAUACCGAGCUACGUCACAAAGGUACGGAGUCGGAGAAGUCAAUUAAAGAUCUCAAGGAGAAGGUGGCAGACCAGAAACGUAAAAACGACUACCUUCACCGAUCUAAACGAGAACUCGAGGACAAUGUGGACAAAGUCAAGGAAAUGCGGUCCGAAAUAGAAGAUUUGGAAAGAUUGAGGGAUGAAUACAUGAAAAGAAAUCAUGACCAAGGCGAUAUGAUCAACACAUUCAUGAAUCAGAUUGCCAGUCUACAGUCAGAAUUGAGAAACCUCGCCCAAGCUCAGUCACAAACAAACAGCCUAAUUAAUCAACGAGAGGAAGCUCUUGAGAAAGAGCGGCUUUACAAGGAGGACUCCCGCCGCAAGUACAAGGUACACAGUAGCAGACCUGUGGAGACAAAGCGACAGAAAGAAGAGAUAGAGAGAAUGAGGAAGCAGGCAGAGGAACGACUAAAAAUGGCACAGGAUGAAUCGGCUGAGAUAUCCAUACAUCUGUCAGAUGCUCACAACUGGUUUAAGUCAAAAUUCAACAAACUCCAAGAUGAAAUCUUAUCCUCUAAAAAAACACAGUCAGACCUUGAAGAAGAAAAUCGUGACCAAAAAAAGUUACUCGAGGUUGAACAACUAAGAGCUCAUGAAGCUGCAGAUCGGGCAAAGGAAAUGAUACGGGCCAUGGAAGCUUUAAUGGAGGAAAGGAAAGCCAAGAAGGGGGCUAGUCGCCACACCAUUAGUCAGCUGGCAGACUACAGUGACAUGGCGGACGGUGAAGUGAGAGAGGAGAUGGCUCGGCUGCAGCGUGAAGUCCAAAAACAGAAGGACCAUGCUAAAUACAUCGAAAUGAAACACGAAAAAUACAAGGAGGCAAGUUCAAGACAGCUAGAGAGUUUAUUGAAAGAUUUUGGACGCUGAUAUUAUGGGAUUAAAGUUGAAUGCCAGGUUUACCUUACGUUCAAACGAAACCAGAAGAUUCCGUCCAGAAGGUUACCUUUGCUUCCAGCUCAUGUUCCUCAAGAAUGUGAUAUGAAGGUUUCAGAGACAACUUCCACGCAGAGUCCAGCAUGUGCUGAGUUUGAUUACAGAACAGUGUAGAGGUUAUAUGCUACGUUUAAGUAUGAUAUGCAUUGUAGUUAUCUCCCUUUAAUUAGCAUUACAUUUCACCAAGAUGUAGAAUUACAGUGAUCAUGAGUGCAAGCAUGUAUAUCUUGGGAAAUAUGACAGCACCUGAAUUUUAUAACUAUAUAUUUUUAUUUGAUGCAUUUUUGUAUACAUCCACUAUAUGCAUUUAAUCAUUGAUGAGGUUAGACAAUGCUUCACUUUCGGCAUUGUCGGAGACCCACGGUUGAUUGCACUACUCUACAAUGCACAUAUCACGUGAUAAGUGUAGCGUAGCAUAGUGCAAUCAACGGUAGGUCUCCGACAAUGCACUUUUAGGUGUUUUGAAGAUUUUUUAAACAAGAAAGGAUGUCGCAUCAAGGUAGCAUAUACCUCAAUUCCCCAGGGUAGCAUACCUCCUUAAGUCUCUGUGUUGUUUUAAGAUAGCACAUGUAUGUCCUCAAUUCUCCAUGUCACAAUAAGGUAGCAUACAUCCUUAAGUCUGUGUCAUUGUAAGAUAGCAUAUAAUAUGUCCACAAUUAUUAAUGUUAUCAUGGUAAAGUAGCAAACAUUCUUAAGUCUUUGUGUUGUGGUAAAAUAGCAUAUGUAUUAAUUCUCUAUGUUAGAGUAAUUACGGUAGCAUACAUCCUUAAGUCUCUGUGUCGUUGUAAGAUAGAAUAUAAUAUGUCCUUCAUUCUCCAGGUGAGGGUAAGGUAGCAUACAUCCUUAAGUCUGUGUCGUUUUAAGAUAGCGUAUAAUAUGUCCUCCGCUCUCCAGGUAACCUAAAGUAGCAUACAUCCUUAAGUCUCUGUGUCUUUGUAAGAUAGCAUAUAAUAUGUCCUCCAUUCUCCAGGUAACCUAAGGUAGCAUACAUUCUUAAAGCCUAGGACUCCACAGUACAAUAAGGUAUGACAAAUCAUCAUCCCAGACUCUGAUGUUUGACCCUUCCGUACUUGAUCCGAGUUUGAUAUUUCUUCUGGUGUUAUGGAAAGACCUGUGAAAAAUAUCAGGAUUCUAUUUUUCCAAAACUCCUACCACAUCUAGACUGACGACUACUACACCUGGACAAAGGACAGUUGUUAUGAUAUGUGAUAUUUAAACUGUCUAUAUAAUAUAUUGUAUACUUAACACUUGUUACAACCCACAAUAUCAUGGUAUAGAAUUGAUAAUGUAUAUUUUCUCAUCAUUUCCUACCUAACAACCAAAGAAACUACACUUUUCUGCCAGCUCUUUGGUUUUAGGACUCUUUUCUGCCAAAUCUAAACUAUCUUUAUUUUAUACACUAUUUUCAUUAUUAUCGAUAAUUAAAAUGUGUUUUUUAGGGGGAAAGGUGGUCUAAAUAUUGUAAAUAGACAAUUGUGUCUUGAGUCAGUAUUCCUGAUUGUACCAUCCACCAUGAUGGUUAAAAAUUAAACACCCCAUCAAUCAUGUAUAUCUAUAGACACAGGGAUUUGACACAAGGCUAUCCCCACAGUUUAUAUAUGAUGUAUGUACAUUGUAUAUUGAUAUAUACAUGUAUACAGUAUUACAAAAUACUGCAGGGAUGUGACAUUUUGCCAGGUCCCUGUGGCAUGUACUUAUUUCUCAAUCUCUUAAUGAUCUUACACAGGCACUUGUAACUAGCUUGUAGUGUUAUAAUCUUCAGUUGCGUAAGGAAUAAAUCAGCAUUUAAUAUAUAAUUGAUAUUAAAUCUUAAAUAUGUAAGUUACUAAUUAUCAAUAAUAAUUUUUGUUAUUAUAUGGAAACAAAAUAUAUUUUCUUAUUCUACUGCUACAUUAAAAUGCUUUUUUUUUUUUUUUAAAUAAUGCUUCAUAUGCGUGUCAUUUUUGGCACAUAUAUUUAUUAAAUCAAUAUACUAGUCUAAGGGUCCUGGUAAAGGAUUAUUUUCUAUGUUUACAAGCUAUACAAAACAGGACAUGAUUCAAUAUCAAGUUUGUAGUAAAUUGCUCUUAGGUUUAUCAAACAAAAAUAUAAUUUUUGAUAAUCAUAGAUAUUUGGUUAUAAAUAAAUGUAAAAAUUCUUAAUCAAUUAUUGGUGUCAAUCAAUUGAUAAUCUUCAUCACUAAUCUUCUCCAGUUUAUUGGUAAUCUGAGCUGUGCUCUCACUAGACUGUUUAACAUGUAAGUGAACAUGUUCUUGUGUUUGUGUAUCAUACCAUGCUGCUGUCAAGAUUUUGUAAUGUUUGUGUUGAAAAGUGCUUCCGAGAAAACAUCGGAUGAGAAUGCUUGAGGGUUGGACAUUAUUAUAUAAACCAAUAUUUAUCUGUGAUAUAGAAGUAUGUUCUGUAGGUAUGUGAGUCUCUGUACAAGAUAUCAGGGUUUGUAGUACUUCUUUAAAUCUCUAUGUUAUUAAUGUAUUUUUACCUCUUAAGUUGUUGGACACUGUUGUUGUACUCGGCCUAAACAAAUCUGAGCAAUCAUAACCUACCUCCUACACAGGUAAAAUGUCUUCAUGUCAAUUCAGGUCAAAUUAAGGUGAAAAUUUUCAGGUCAAAUUGACCUGUAAAUUAAGAGCAAGAUACUAAAUAGUCAAUUCAUGUCAAGAAAUUUUUUCAUGUCAAAUUCAGGUCAAUUUCAGAUCAAUAUUUUUUCAGGUCAAAUUUACCUCAAGUCAGUUUGCAUGUGUAGGAUAUAUGUUGCUUACUGAAUGAUUUACCAGAAAAGAAAUCAAAAACAAUUAUUUUAAUAGUUUGAGCAUAUAUAACUUGUGUUUCUGAGAAUGGUUUUAGAAUACUUGUAAGUAGCAAACUUGCAUGCUGAUACUAAAAUUUCUAAUCUGUAAACCAAACGAAAGACCAAGGUAUUUGUUGGCAAUGUACACAAUCUACAGCUAGCUGAAUACAAUUUUUAAACAGUAUAAAUAAGUACCUUUGAAUCACUAUUACAGAAUCCGAGUGUUUGAUCGUCCUUAUUUUCUAUAAAAUUAUUAUUGUUGUUGUUGCUCAAAUCCUGUGUUGAGGCCUUUUACAAGUUGAAAUGAUUAGAAAUGUAUAGACAUUUCCACAUUCUGAUCACUGUCACUCAAACUUAAUCUCUAUGUUAUUUAUAUGUAAUUGUGAGGAUGUAAUGUGCAAAGUUUCCUUUUGUAAAAUAUAUGAUUUUAUAUUUGUGAGAAGAGAGAAGGUGAAUUUGAAUAUAUACAUUUCUAUGAGUAGCAUUAUCUGCCAUCAAUCACAAAGUUUCUGAUAAAUAAUCUGUGCCGAAAAUGUUCUUUUAUAAUAUUAUCAGAAUAAUCUAUAUCGAUUCAGUACUAGAUAAGUAUAAAAUGUCACAUUUUUUGUCGUGCAUCAAUUUUUUCAAAAACAUGAUUAUCAAACUUGGUUUUCUCGAACACUAUUGCUAUCUUGAACACUAACUCCAAAACCCUGCUAGUGAUUAACUCGGAAGAAAAAAUAUCUAAUUCUGUUCCGACAGUGAAAAUUCUAUAUACAAUAUGUACAACAGAAUUUGUUACUUAAAUACUUAGGAUAUAGCCAAGUGAUAAUAAGGUUCGACUGUUAGGAUUUCGAAUGGUGAACUUUUGACCAAGGUCAUCUGGAAACAUCAAAAAAAGAUAAAAAAAACAUAUUUCAUAGACUUUUCACAAGCUCUUGGUAUGUAGGUAGGGACCGGUUCAAACAUAUAACCUCUUGGUUUGUAGGAUGUCAACGCUGUAUGAUGUUCCAUUCCAAACAUGUUGCUUCUCCAUAUUUAAGUAGCUAUAAGUUAUCAAUGUUGUAGCAAAUCAAAAAUUUACCGAAAUGUAUUUCAGAAUCUAUUUUACCUACUUUUAGUAACAGUAAUCAAAUAAUAUUACUACCGACUAUGUUAGCUGCAAUUAUAAAUCUUACUCAUACAUAAUAUUGUUAUUUGUAUAUUUGAAAUAUUAAUUUGAUAAAUAUCAUUUUGUACACUGUAGCCAGGUACUUUUGAAUAUUAUACAAUGUAUGUUCCCUGAAAAAGUUAUACACCGUUAAAAGUUAUACACUGUAGAUUCCUGGUAAGAAUUAUACACUCUAGGUUCCAGGUAAAAGUUAUACGUAUACACUGGUAAAAUGUAUACAUUGCAGGUUCCUUGUAAAGGUUAUACACCAUUAAAAGUUAUACAUUGUAGAUUAAUGGUAAAAGCUAUACACUCUAGGUUCCAGGUAAAAGUUAUACACCAUUAAAAGUUAUACACUGUAGGUUCCAGGUAAGAGUUAUACACCAUUAAAAGUUAUACACUGUAGGUUUCAGGUAAAAUUUAUACACUGUAGGUUUCAGGUAAAAGUUAUACACUCUAAGUUCCAGGUAAAAGUUAUACACUGUAACAGGUUCCUGGUAAAAGUUAUACACUGGUAAAAGUUAUACACUGUAGGUUCCUGAUAAAAUUUAUACACUGUAGUUUCCUGAUAAAAGUUAUACGCUGUUAAAAGUUAUACACUACAUUGUAGGUUACAGGUAAAAGUUAUACACUGUAGGUACCUUUCAAUACUAUACAUACUGUAGAUUUUUAAUAAAUUUUAUACACUGAAGGUUCCUGUUACAGUAAAUAUUAAAACAAUCAGUCUGUAGUCAGUUGUUGAUAUUGUCUAUGUCAACAAACUUGUUAUGUAGUGUAAAGAUUGAAGCAGACAUCAUACUGGUGGAUAUAUAACAUAUCCUUUUUAAAUCAUUUAAAUCAUUAUACAUUUGUACAUGCAGUUUAAAGUUUUUUUAUUAAAGUAUAAUCCUACUACAUUUAUCUUUCUAUAGUACAUUCCACAAAGUAUUGAUGUCUGUGAGGCCCGUUUUAGACCCUCUUUUUUUCGAGAUUUUCUCUUAAUUAGGUCAAGUUGUAUUUUGUUGUGUUGUAUGUGAAUUUUGUGAAUUUGUUUUAUGUGAAAACAGUUUGGGCCCCAAAUGGGGAAGGGAUAAAGGCAAGUAUCCUUCAGUAUAUAGAUAAUUUAUUGUUAUGUAGAUAAACCUGUAUAUAUAUAUAUAUAUGAUACUAUGAUAAUGUCAUUGUUUGUCUAAGUCAUGAACACCCAGAAGAAUAGAUAAGUUGUAAACAGUGUUAUUUUAUUCAGGUUGACAUAAACAGAAAUAUAAUUUGAAUAUAGAAGCACAGGGAUUUGUCACAAAGUCCUAACCCACAGGGGCUUGACAUGUUCCUAUGACCCAGAAUGAAAAAUCCUCUGUGAUCUAGUGGGUCAGCCCUUGGGGUUAUUUUUUCAUUUUGGGUCAUAUGAAGGUGUCAAGCCACUUUGUGCUAACCUAUAGUCCAUAAUAUAUAAAUAUGUACUAAUAUUACACUAUAUUAAUUUCUAUGGGUCAUUGGUUGGGAAUUUGAGACAGGUCCCUGAGUGAAAAAAAAACAUCAGUAUAAUCUGUUUUACUAACUUUUCCAAUUCCACCAACAAUUGUCCUCAAAGUAGAUCAGGAACUGUUCUUUUCUUAAUUUUCCCUUAUUUAGAAUUUUGACAAGCAGUUGAUGGAGACAAUUAUUUCAUGGCUCCUAAGUGGUUUAGAAAUAUCAAGUGUUUUGUGGUAUAAGGGUACUGUAACACUUAACACAGGGACUUGGAACAAUUUAUCAACCCACAGUUCAUACAUAUAAAAUACAGAUACCAUGUAUAUGGGAUGUGGAUUGAAAUUUGAACCAGAUCCCUGUGACCCUAGAAUAACCUGAUGAUGACCAGAUACAACAUACUUAACUUGAUGGUAUAUGUUAGUCAAUGAAUUCCAUAUAAUGCCAGGCCCUGUUUAGUCCAAGUUUCCUGUGGCCCUGACGCUAACACCAGGGCCAGAGGAAACUUGGCCUAGGCCGUGUUUAGCAAUGUGCUAUUUUUGAUAUUGAGUUUGUAUUUUAUUUAACUAUGACUCAUUUUGAUGUAUAACUUAAGAUAUUCUAUGUAUACAUUAAUUUUUUUAA
Molecule: messenger RNA, 9734 nt
Organism: Pecten maximus
Lineage: Eukaryota; Metazoa; Mollusca; Bivalvia; Pectinida; Pectinidae
Product: coiled-coil domain-containing protein 150-like
Exons: 22
Coding region: 481-3681 (1066 amino acids)
Source: RefSeq, a predicted model, not a curated record